Colletotrichum chrysophilum is the source of this 219-nucleotide messenger RNA. RefSeq lists its product as uncharacterized. The transcript is spliced from 5 exons. The record is from RefSeq and is a predicted model, not a curated record. NCBI's taxonomy places the organism in Eukaryota, Fungi, Ascomycota, Sordariomycetes, Glomerellales, Glomerellaceae. The coding region runs from base 1 to 219 and encodes 72 amino acids. Gene Ontology annotation, biological process: mitochondrial electron transport, ubiquinol to cytochrome c.
AUGGUCACUCCUCCCCGUGUUGGUACUCUGUACCCUACCUACCGCAGCAAGUUCGGCCCCAAUGGUGUCCGUGCUGGUGGCUUCGGUGCCGCUGCUGGUAUUGCUGCUCUGUUCUACACCUCUGGCAUUCCCAGAAUACAGAAGGACAUCCUCCAAAAGAUCCCCAUCCUCGGCAACCAGUUUGUCAAGGAGGUCCACCCUGCCGACAACCCUUUCUAA